Aedes albopictus (Asian tiger mosquito) is the source of this 20431-nucleotide messenger RNA. RefSeq lists its product as uncharacterized. The record is from RefSeq and is a predicted model, not a curated record. The transcript is spliced from 2 exons. Lineage: Eukaryota; Metazoa; Arthropoda; Insecta; Diptera; Culicidae. The coding region runs from base 1181 to 6532 and encodes 1783 amino acids. Gene Ontology annotation, molecular function: nucleic acid binding. Gene Ontology annotation, biological process: DNA integration.
GCGGAUUCCCUGGUGUUAGAGCAAGACAAAAUUUACAUCGAUGCCAAGUUUACUUGCGCAUCCCUAGGUAGCCAACCGUGUCCAAACUCUCACUCUCUCUGAAUCGAGCCGAAUCUAAAAACCUUAUUUACCUGCAGCUAACGAUCGUGUCGAUCGCGUCAGCUGUGUAUCUAAUACAUAAGCGAUCAGCAGAGUAGGUAGUGUAGGCAAAAACAGCUGUUCUGUAAAUUAGUCAGAAUAAACCGCCGCGGAGGAAACAUCUCCUCUUUCGAUCCAUACCGGAAUAAAUGUAGUUAAUUUCUGUUCGCGUAAUAAACGGUGUUUCGUUCAUUAAUUAUCGAGUUUUUAACCAAGUGUCCGAAAAGAAACCGCGGCGGGCGCGAACAUUUGGUCCUUCGAACCGGAUUGGUUAAAGGGACACUUGUGUGCGGUUCCGUGUUGGAACCCGGCAAUCCCCAGUGCAAAGUGAGCUGCUGUUUGCCAGCGCAGUGUGAUAACGGACAAAAAGACUAUCAGUGCGCGAAAGCCGUCGGCAAAAAAUUGCACGGCUCGGAAGAUGCGGGCGGAAGGCAAUUCCCGCCGGUUUUGAGUGCUUAAGUGAAGAGAAGUCUGGCCAGCGCCAGUGAAUGUUUCCGGCGCCAUCGCUGCAGCUGUGGCGCGAAGGUUUGUGUGAUAACCAGCCAGGGAAGUGCGGCGCCAUCGCGAGGAAGAGCGCGCUGAGAACAGCGAGGACAUCUUGAGGGACGACAAACGGGACGAAACCAAAGCGCUAUCAUCGAGGCGAAGGAGCCCAGCGGAGGACGGACAUCUUACUAUUGGGAAGUAUAGUGCAUGUUGGGUGGAUUAUUGCAUGUGGCUUUUGGUGAUAAUAAAUGAUUGAAGUGCAUGCGAGUUGCUACUUAUUUUGGAGCAUAGCCCUGAGGUGUCCGCUAGUCGUUGUUUGUCUCGGUGUUCGCUGGAUUUCGUGGCUUGUUUGGUCCUCCCUGGUCGUAAUUCCCCUCGCUGCUGUCUACAUUGUCGUCGAGCAGUCAAACUGUCUCUCGAGGUCGCGAUUUUUGUGGAACGUUGAGUCGAUCGCGAGUGUUUUGGUGCAAGUGCUAGUGCUGUGCAGUGUGUUAUUUUGAUUGAUUGCGUUUUACGCAGUUAAUCGCAGUGCAGUGCUGUGUUCAAAUAGUUAUCAAUGGCCGAUCUACGCGCCCUUGGUAAGAGUGAACGACGUGUGUUGAAUACGUUGGAAGGAUUGGAGAAUUUCGCGCGAAGGUACGAUCCUACCCAGGACGAAUCUCAAGUAGCAGUGCGCCUGGAAUCCCUAGAAGGAAUUUGCAAGGAGUUCUACGCGAUUCGGGAACGGAUUGAGAUGCUAACAGAUGAAACCUCGGAAGAUGAAGAUGACAAGGAUGUACGAGCGCGCGAAAAGGCCAACCUGGCGGCGCUUACCGAGUUCGAGGAGCGGUAUUUUCGCUUGAAGGCCAGUCUCACAUCGAAGCGAGCUCCCCCACCACCAAUCGCGACGACAUCCGGAAUCGGUCAACCUGGUGACCGGUCAGAAUCUUCUUUUUCAAAGGUGAAGCUGCCAGAGAUUCGCCUUCCGUCGUUCGGUGGGAGGAUUAAGGAGUGGGUCCCGUUCCGAGACAGCUUUUGCAGCCUGAUCCAUGAGAACAAGCAACUCAACGACAUGGACAGGUUCAGCUAUUUGAAGUCGGCUCUUUCUGGAGAAGCGUUGCAAGAGAUCGAGUCUGUGGAGCUUUCAGCUGCAAACUACAGCGUGGCGUGGAAGGCGCUGGAAUCCCGAUACGAGAACAAAAAACUCAUAGUGAAGGCCCACCUCGAUGCUCUGUUUGCCGUGGAAGGUAUGAAGCGCGAGAGUUACGACGGCUUGAGCAACCUCAUCAGCGGGUUCGAGAAAAACCUCCAGAUGCUGCAGAAGAUUGGAGAAGACACCGCUGCGUGGAGCACAGUUCUGGCUUACAUGGUGUAUUCCCGGCUGGAUCCUGCCACGCUACGGCAGUGGGAAACGCAACACAACUCCAAGGACGUGCCAACGUACCAGAACAUGAUCGCUUUUCUUCGCAGCCAUUGUGCAGUACUGCAAUCCGUCGCUCCCGUGAGUUCGAAGCCGAGCGGUUCCGACUAUCGCUCAUCGAAGCCAUCCGUGUGCCAUACCACCGUCAAACCGUCGAGGAAGUGCCCAUUCUGUGGAGAUUCGUGGCAUCCCGCCUUCAUCUGUGGAAAGUUCCAGCGGUUACAAGUUGCGGAGCGGCUAGAAGUUGUUUCGAAGGCAAGGCUGUGCCGAAACUGUCUCAGCCUUGGCCAUUGGGCCCGAUACUGCGAUAAGGGAACCUGUCGUCACUGCCAGCAGAAGCACCACACUCUUCUGCAUGGAGCACCAAUCAGAUCCUCCGUUCCACAAUCGCAGUCAAAUCCUCCGACACAAACCAGACAACAGCCACAAUCCUCGCAACCAAGACCGAACCCGAGACCACAGACAUCAAACGCUAGCAACACUACACCCAGCAACUCUCAACGACCGAGCACUCAGUCACCAGCCACCAACACAGCCACAUCCACCACUCAAACACACAUUGCACUCCCAGUUACUCCCACACACAACAUUCUGCUCUCCACCGCCCUUGUGAGGGUCCAAGAUCGUCACGGCAAUACUAUGCUAGCACGAGCCCUGCUGGAUUCGUGUUCCCAGCACUGCCUGAUGACGAAAGAGUUCUCCAGCAGAAUGCAUUUCCAGGCGUCGCCAUCACUUCUCUCCGUUCAAGGGAUCGGUUCGUCGAUCAGCACGUCGACGAAACUCGUCAGCGCUGUAGUUCGGCCAAGGUUGGAGGACAUGUCGGCUUUCUCGCAAGAGAUGCAUUUCAACGUUCUCCCGCGGCUGACUGUUUCGCUACCGACAGCCAGUUGUAGCAUCAGUGGAUGGAACCUUCCCGAAGCAGCCUUCCUCGCCGAUCCGCGUUUCCACGAACCAGGACCGGUAGACAUCAUAAUCGGAGCAGAGUAUUACAUGGACCUGCUUCGAAGCGAGCGACACAAGGCGACUGAAGAUGGACCUACGCUACAGAAUACUGAGUUUGGCUGGAUCGUCUCCGGCAAGAUACCCGAUCACCCUGUCGGUGGAUCGCCAUCCUUAACUUUCGUCUGCUCCACGAACGAUCUUCAAGACCAGCUCACGAAGUUCUGGGACCUAGAAACCUGUCGAAGUCACAGUACGCAGUCACUGGAAGAGUCAGCUUGCGAGGCGUAUUUCAACCGGACAACCGUACGAGACGAGGCUGGCAGAUUCAUUGUGACCCUGCCGAAGAAGGAGAGUGUAAUCAGUCGGCUAGGUUAUUCCGAGACAACAGCGAUCAAGCGACUGAUGGGAAUGGAAAGACGAUUCGCAGCUAAUCCCGAGCUGAAAGCGAUGUACGCCGAGUUCAUUCGCGAAUACCUCGAGCUAGGGCACAUGAAGGAAGUGGAAGGCGAUGCUGAAGAUGUCAGGAGGUACUUUCUGCCGCACCACGCAGUUCUGAAACCGGACAGCACGACCACAAAACUGCGAGUGGUUUUUGAUGCUUCGUGCCAGACGUCGACCGGUGUUUCCUUGAACGAUGCGUUGAUGGUUGGUCCCGUCGUGCAGGACGACCUAUCCAGCAUCUGUCUACGGUUCCGAACACAUCGCAUAGCCGUGAACGCCGACAUUGCCAAGAUGUACCGUAUGAUCCGAGUCCAGCCCCAAGAUUACCCGUUGCAGAGCAUCAAGUGGCGGAACGAUCCAAGUGAACCGCUUCGAACGUACGAGUUGACUACUGUCACGUACGGCACCUCGUCCGCUCCAUACCUGGCUACAAAAUGCCUACAGCGUCUCGCUGAAGACGGAAAGGCGUCACACCCCGUAGCGUCAGAAGUAAUCGAGAAAGACUUCUACGUGGACGACAUGCUCACAGGAGUUGACACAGUUGACGAAGGUCGGCAGCUGGUGAAGGAAGUCAUCGAGCUGUCGGAUUCAGCGGGUUUCACGUUACGAAAAUGGAACUCCAACAGCGCGGAGCUUCUCGAAGUCGUCCCGGAGAACUUUCGAGAUGAACGUUCCAUCCUCGCACUAGAUUCCGCCGAAACAGCGAUAAAAACCCUCGGUUUAGCGUGGGAACCAGCUACAGAUGUCUUCCGUUUUACCUUCCCCUCGUUCAACGGGACUGCGAUGAUCACGAAGCGCAUUGUAGUCUCCGACGUUUCGCGCCUGUUCGAUCCGCUAGGUCUGGUCGGACCUGUCAUCAUUCAGGCCAAGAUUUUCAUCCAGGAGCUGUGGAAGCAGAGUUGCGGCUGGGAUGACCCUCUGAGUCCCGAGUUACAGGAGCAAUGGCAGGAGUACAGACGCAAUCUAGCUGGAUUGGAAAACCUAACUGUUCCCCGCUGGGUAGGAACCGGCGGUCAUGCUACUGCUAUCGAGCUACAUGGCUUCUGUGAUGCGUCAAACAAGGCGUAUGGUGCUUGCUUCUACGUGCGAACCAUCUCCGAAACGGGGGAGGUGUGUGUGAGGUUGCUGACGGCGAAGUCACGAGUCGCCCCACUCGACAACCUGAAAAAGGGGAACAAGCGUCUCUCGACUCCACGGUUGGAGUUAUCGUCUGCGUUGCUGCUAGCCCACCUCUUCGAAAAGGUCGUGAGCAGCCUUGGCAUACGUGCAAGGUGCUUCUUCUGGACGGACUCAACCAUCGUCAAGUGUUGGCUAUCGUCAUCGCCGUCAAGAUGGAAGCAGUUCGUCGCAAAUAGGGUUUCGGAGAUUCAGCACAUAACGAAGGACGGUGUCUGGAAUCACGUUGCUGGACUGCAGAAUCCGGCGGAUAUUAUUUCCCGCGGAAUGGCUCCCGCACAGUUGCAGUACGAAUCGCUCUGGUUCAGUGGGCCGUAUUGGCUGAGAUUGGACGAGUGCAACUGGCCAUCAGCCCCACCGAUCAGCGAAGACGAUUUCGAUCCGGUGGAUCUCGAAGUCAAGAGCGUCUCUGCAGCACUUCCGGUAAUCCAACCAAGCGACAUUUUCAGCCUCCGGUCAUCGUUCAGCGACCUCCAGCGCAUCACUGCCUGGAUGUUACGAUUCCGCUACAAUACGCAAUCGGCCAACCGAAGUACGCGACGACAAGGACCCCUCAAGAAACUUGAGCUCGAGGAAGCGACAAAGGCGUUGGUUCGCCUCUGCCAACAAGAAAGCUUUCCGCAGGAGUUGGCAGACCUGACGAGCGGUAGAGAAGUUAGAGAGUCGUCGAAGAUCCUAGCUCUAAACCCGCAACUCGAGGACGGAAUACUGUGCGUCGGCGGCCGGCUGCAUCACGCGUCAAUCACAAACCGGCGCAAGCAUCCAUACAUCCUCGAUCAUCGACAUCCGUUCGCGUACAUCGUUGUCGCCCACUACCAUCUGAAGCUGCUGCAUGGCGGACAACAGCUGAUCAUUUCGACCGUCCGAGAGCGUUUCUGGCCGACAAGUGUCCGGAAUCUCGUGCGAAAGGUGCUUCACGAGUGCGUGCCCUGCUUCAGGGUCAGGCCAAAGAUCCAGGAUCAGCUCAUGGCAGAUCUCCCACCGGAGAGAGUUACUCCUUGUCCACCGUUUCAGCGCGUAGGAGUCGAUUACUGCGGCCCGUUUCAAGUCGCUUACCCGCACCGACGUUCUCGGCCAGUGAAGAUCUUCGUUGCCGUCUACAUCUGCCUCGUUACCAAGGCUGUACACUUGGAGCUAGCGGCAGACUUGUCCGCUCAAGGUUUCAUUGCGACCUUGAAGCGCUUCUCCUCCCGGCGUGGUAAGCCGGAGAUAAUCAUGUGCGACAAUGGCAGAAACUUCGUUGGAGCGAGACGUCAACUAGACGAACUUCGUCGGCUGUUCAUCAAUCAGCAGUUUCAGUCGGACGUAGUCAGGGAAGCGAACGAGGAGCAGAUAGAAUUCCGCUUCAUCCCAGCGCGGUCGCCAAACUUCGGCGGACUGUGGGAGUCAGCAGUCAAAUCGUUCAAGAUGCUGUUCAAACGGACGAUCGGCACGCACACGCUCCUGUACGACGAGAUGGCAACGGUAUUAGCCCAGGCGGAAGCAGUUUUGAAUUCCAGGCCGCUGACUCCGCUUAGUAAUGACCCGGACGAUUUCGAAGCGUUAACUCCCGGGCAUUUCCUGAUCCAGCGUCCCCUCACGGCCAUUCCGGAACCAGAUCUGGAUGGAAUUCCCGAAAAUCGACUGUCAGCCUUCCAAAAGGCUCAACGGUACACACAGCAGUUGUGGAAAAACUGGUCCAAGCUUUACCUGUCGGACCUCCACAACCGGACGAAAUGGACUGUACGUCGGAACAACGUUGCGGUAGGGACCAUGGUGGUUCUGAAGGAUGAAGAACGACCGCCUCUGAAGUGGCAGCUCGGUCGGGUGACAGACGUUCACGCUGGCGAAGACGGAAAUGUACGGGUCGUAACGGUUAAGACCAAAGACGGCAGCUACCGCAGAGCAGUAUCAAAGAUCUGCGUGCUGCCCAUCCGUGACAAUAUUGUAUCGUCGAACGGGGAGAACUAAAUCUCCUCCACCGGCGGAGGUCGAAUCCAUCGGCCUCCGCAUACCAGUUAAGUCGUUUGUAUAUUGUGUUUUUCCAAAAAGUAACCCGCUCAUUUUUCCCAGUCACGAUCGCCCCUGGCUCCGGUCAUCCGGAGCAGUCUCCGACCAAGAUUCCAAUCGAGCCCGUCAAGCGUCAUUCGAGGUCUGUAUAGUUUCGGUGGUGGUCAGAUGUUGCAUGGAAUGAAGUUCGUCCAGCAUGAAUGCUUCAGCGGCGUUCAACGCCAGCGCUCCGGCGCCCCGUUAGUCCCGUACUUUAUUUGGUACCACCCUUGACUAUUUUGAGGUAACCUGCAACCGCAUCUGGUAGAGGGCAAAAGUGCACAUUUUGCCCUUGGCGUGCUACAAGUGGUCGUCAUCUAGCUUGGCCAGUGAGAUCGACGCUCGCAGUACGUAGCUUCGUCAAAUCAGUAGCAGCCCGUAGGUAAUCCCCAGAAGUCAUCGUAGCUGAGUAGUGAGAGGGAUUCCGAUGCCACCCGGCGUCCGCGGAGGCCAUGUUGGCCUCCGUUCCAGGCAAGUCCUUUUUUUAUUCGAUUAUAAAGGUAAAAAAGCACCCUCUCAUCUGUUUCAGCGAUAGCGAUCAUGCAACAUCACCACCGAAUUACGUCAACCGAGCAGCCGAAGUUCCGAUGGCAAACCGCCAUCCCAGCACGACAGUCCGUCGUCGCAGUUCCAUUCAGCAGUUCCGACGGCAGUCCCGUCCCAGCACGACAAUCCGUCGUCGCCUUGGUCGUCGCAGAUCCGCAGCCAUAAGUUCCGUUAUCAUUCCCGUCCAUACGCGGCAGUCCGUCGCGGCAAAUCAGGCAGUCCCUAGUUCCGACGGCACACUACCGUCCCAGCGCGGCAAUCCGUCGUAGCAGUUUGCAGCCCAGUCCGCAGAUCCAGUCAAGUUCCGUCCGAUACCGUAGCACCAACCCAGAUCCAAUGCUUCGUCUAUCCAGUACGAGAGUGAGAGGGACAUCGGUACCGUCCGGUACCCGCGGAGGCCCGCCGGCCUCCGUUCCAGGGAAGUCUUUUUAUAAUGCGAUUAACAAGAUUAAAAAGCACCCUCUCAUCUCUUCCAGCAUUUGUAUUUCACUGAUCUCCACCAACAAUUGCAAGUUCCGACGGCAUCCGGCCGUCCCAGCGCGACAAUCCGUCGCGGCAGUUUCGACAGCCAUCCGUACCAACGGCAUCCCGCUCGAUUCCGUCGUCCAGUGCGACAAUCCGUCGUCGCAGUUUCGUCAUCCUCCAUACCGACGACAUCCAAACAUACAGGGCGAUAUUUCGUCGUCGCAGUUCAGCCAGCAUCGUUCCGUCAACGUACUCCAGUCAGCACAGAUCCCACGGCAGUCGCCGAAAAAUCGCCAAUCGAGAGUGAAAACAGAAGUAGAACCUGGAAGAAACGUUCAUCAAUCAACCCGAUGCGGAGUGGAUAUGUCACCAGUGCUACCCGGCACGUACGGAGGCCAGAUUGGCCUCCGUUCCAGGCAAGUCGCUUCAAAUUUUGAUUAUAAAGGUAAAAAAGCACCCUUUCAUCUUUUUCAGCGACUUGACCUGCGGCCAGCAGCAGACAGCCCCGUCCGAUCGGCGAAACUUACGCACCUCUACUCACCCGAUGCACAGUCCAAUGAAGAAUUCUUCCAACGUCGUCGUCAAUACCCAAUCAGUUCUCCACGUCCGUGAUAUCAGCAGCAGCAGCAACUUCAAUAAUAGCAUCAGGCUUAUGUUCAUUUGUCCCGGUUCGGUGCACCACAGAUUAACUCCGACGGACUGCAGCAGAAUCAACAACAAACAGUAGAUCACCAAAACUAGGUCAAGUGUGUUGACAAAUCAGAAUGUAGGUCAGUAGUGUGACGAUCAAUCCUGCACCGAGUCGGCUCCAGCUACAUAAUAAUUGUUUUGUAUACCUACCAAAAAUUGAAUUUUGUAUAUAGGAUAUUGGUUUCGGUCCAUCUGAUCAAAACAAACUGUAUUGUUCGUCACGGACGCUUGUGUUAGAGUAGGACAGUUAUUGUAAUCAAAGAUUCCAAGGCGGCCGGCUAAUGUUAGAGCAAGACAAAAUUUACAUCGAUGCCAAGUUUACUUGCGCAUCCCUAGGUAGCCAACCGUGUCCAAACUCUCACUCUCUCUGAAUCGAGCCGAAUCUAAAAACCUUAUUUACCUGCAGCUAACGAUCGUGUCGAUCGCGUCAGCUGUGUAUCUAAUACAUAAGCGAUCAGCAGAGUAGGUAGUGUAGGCAAAAACAGCUGUUCUGUAAAUUAGUCAGAAUAAACCGCCGCGGAGGAAACAUCUCCUCUUUCGAUCCAUACCGGAAUAAAUGUAGUUAAUUUCUGUUCGCGUAAUAAACGGUGUUUCGUUCAUUAAUUAUCGAGUUUUUAACCAAGUGUCCGAAAAGAAACCGCGGCGGGCGCGAACACCUGGAAAAGUUAAUGGAUUGAUUGAUUGAUUUGUCUUUUUUAAAGAGACUUUCAGCCAUUGGCUCCAAAGUUAAUGGAUACAUUUCUGAAGGAGGCAUCCCUGGAGAAGUUCCUGGAGUAAUGCCUGGAGCAUUAGAGAAAUUUCGGAUGAAAUUCCAAGAUAAACUUCUAGAAGAAUUCCCAGAAGAACUUCUGGAGGAAUUCCAGGAGGAAUUCUUGGAGGAAUCUCACGGAAGAAUCCUUAGAGGAAUCCCUGCAGGAAUUUCUGGUAUAUUCUUGGAGGAAUUCCUGGUGGAAUUUCUAGAAGAACCCGUGAAAUAACUCCUGGACGGAUUUCUAGAGGAAUCCCUGAAGUUGAAAUUCCUGAAGAAUCUCCUGAAAGAAUAUCGGAAGCAAUCUCUAAAGGAUUUCCUGCAGAAAUUCCUGGAGGAAUGCUGUAGGAAUUUCCGAAGAAAUUCCUGGAGGGAUUCCUGGAUCAAUUUCUGAAGAAAUUCCUGUAGGAAUUUCUGAAGAAAUACCUACGGUAAAUCUUGGUGGAAUUUCUUGAGGAGCUCCUGGAGACACUGCGGUAGUAAUUUCUGAGGAAUUCCUGAAGGAAUUCCUAUAUGAAUUACUGAAGGACUUUCUGAAGGAAUUCCUGGAGUAUUUCUGAAGAAACCUCAUAAGGAAUUCCCGCAAAAUUUCUUAGAGAAAUUUCUACAAAAAUUCUUGAAAGAAUCCCUGGAGAUAUUCUUGGAAAGAACCCUGGAGAAAUCUCUGAAACUCUGGAGGAACCUUAGGAGGGAUUCCUGGAGGAAAUUCCGGACAAGUUUCAGGUGGAAUUUCAGGAGGAAUUUCUAGACAAAUCUUUAUAGGAAAUCUUGGGGAAAUUCCAUGGAACUAUUCAUGGAUUAAUUCCAGGAGGAAUCCUUUAAUCAAUUUUUUGAGGAAUCGUUCAAUGAAUUCCUGGAAGAAUCUCUAGAGGAAUUCUGGAAGGAAUCUAUGGAGAAAUUUCUGAAUAUAUUCAUAGAGAAAUUCCCAAAGAAAUUUCUAGAGAAAUUCCUAGAGGAAUUCUGAGAGGAAUUUCUAAUGGAGUUCCAGGAGAAAUUUCCAGAGGAAUUUCUGGAGGACUUACAGGAGCAAUUUCAGAAGGAAUUUCUGGAAGAAUUACUGGAGAAAUCAUCGGAGGAAUUUCUGAAGGAAUCCAUGAAAUAAUUCCUGGAGGAAUGUGUAGAGGAAACCUCGGAGACUAAAUUUCUGGAUUAAUUCUUGGGGGAAACCCUGGAAGGAUUUCUGGAGGAAUUCCCGGAACAAUUCCUGAAGGAAUUGCUGUACGAAUUUCCGAAGAAAUUCCUGGAGGAAUUCCUGGAUCCAUUCCUGAAUAAAUUACCGAAAGUAUUCCUGAAGAAAUACCUGGGGUAAUUUGUGGUGAAAUUCGUGGUAGAACUCCUAGAGGAGUCCCUGGAAAAAUGUAGUAAUUUCUAAAGGAAUUCCUAUGGGAGUUCCUGGAUCAAUUCCUGGAGGACUUUCUGAAGGGAUUCUUGGGGUAAUACUUAAGUAAUCUCUUGAGGAAUUCCUGGAGGCAUCCUUAGAGGAAUUUCUAGAGAAUUACUUGGAAGAAUUCCGGGAAUUCUUGCAAAAAAAAACUGGAGGAAUCCAUGAAACAAUUUCUGGGAGAACCUCAGGAGGAAUUCCUGGACAAAUCUCUAUAGGAAAUCUUGAGGAAAAUCCGUGGAACUAUUCAUGGAAGAUCUGCAGGAGGAAUCCCUAAAUGAAUAUCUUGAGAAUCCCUGAAUGAAUUCCUGGAAGAAUCUCUAGAGGAAUUCUGGAAGGAAUCCAUGGAGAAAUUUCUGAAGGAAUUCAAGGAGUAAUUUUUAGAGGAAUUCAGAAAGGAAUUUCUGGUGGAGUUCCAGGAGGAUUUUCUGGAGGAAUUACUGCAGGAAUCAUCGGUGGAAUUCCUGGAGGGAUCCAUGAAAUAAAUCCUGGAGGAAUGUGUAGAGGAAACCUUAGAGAAGAAAUUCCUGGAAGAAUUUUCGGAGGAAUUUAUGGAAGAAUUCCUGGAUCCAAACUUGAAUAAAUUCCUGGAGUAAUUCCUGAGGAAAUACCUGGGGUAAUACCUGGGGUAAUACCUGGAGAAAUUCUUGGUAGAACUCUUGCAGAAGUCUCUGGAGAAAUGCCUGAAUGAAAUCCUAGAGGCAUGCCAGGAGGAAUACCUGGAAUAAUUCUUGAAAAAAAUCCGGGAGGAAUUUCCGAAGGAGUUCCUGGAGGAAUCUCAAGAUUCAUUCCUGAUGAAAUACAAAGUUCGAUUUCUGAGGGAAUUCCAGGAGGAUUUUCUGAAGAAUUCUCAGGGGAAAUACUGAAGAAACCGCUGAAAUUCCUGAGGAAAUCCUGAAAUCCUGGAUAAAUUCCUGCGGGAGUUUCUGAUGGAAUCCCAAUAAGUGUUCUUCUAGAAAUGUUAAAAAUAAUAUCGGAAUUCGUUUUUGUAAGAAUAACAGAAGAAAUUUCCGGUGAAUCCCUGGAGGAACUCUUGAAGUAAUUUCUGAAGAAACCCGAUGAGGAAUCCCGAAAGCAAGCCCCAUUAGGAACUCUUUAUGGAAUCUCAGGAGAGCUUUCUUAGCGAAUACCUGGAAGAUUUUUUGUAGGAAUAUUCCUGGAUAAAAAAAAUGAAGAAAUCAAUGUCUGCAGUAAUUGUUGAAGGAAUACUAGGAUCCCUAGUGGAGCGGACCUGGUGGGAUGGUUAGAACACUUGACUAUCACGCCGAGGACCUGGGAUCGAAUCCCACUCCCGACAAACUCGCAAAAUGUGACUUCUUCCUUCGGAAGGGAAAUAAAGCGUGGGCCCCGAGAUGAACUAGCCUAGGGCUAAAAAUCUCGUUAAUACACAUAAAAAAAACAAGGAUCCCUAAAGGUUUUUUGUACAAAUUUUUCAAGCAAUUCUUAGAGUGUUUUCUUAAGAAUCUCUAAGUAAAAUUUUCUAAAAGAAUUUCUGGAAUACAUUCCUGCAGAAAUACUUCGAAUCAUUCCAGAUGUAAUUAUUGGAGCAAUCUCUAGUGGAAUUUUGGAAGGCAUAUAUGGAGAUAUCCCUGUAGAAAUCUCUGAAUACCUGCAGAAAUACCUUAAAGGAUCUCUGGAGAAAUUCCUGAAGGAAACUUCGAAAAAAAGCACUGGAACAAUUACUGGAGGAACCUCUAUAGAUAUCCCAGGACAAAUCCCCGAAAAAAUGUCUAGUGGAAUCCCUAGAUGAAUUCUUGAUUGAAUUUCUGGAAGAAGCCAAGAUGGAAUCACUGAAUUAAGCUAUGAAAAAAAAUCUUGGAGGAAUUGUUCGUACUCAUAUAGUUUACAAAACUAUGAACAAAUCUGAAACAGUCAUUUUGAUUACUCAAAACUACAAUACUGAUUUGCAUAUUCACUUAUCGGGCGCCCAUCCCGCUUAAAAUUCAUCUCAAGUCAGGCCCCCCCUGGGCCCCCUCCAGGAAAAAAUCCUAGUUACGCCAAUGGGCAUUGAUAAGUUCCAGACAAACGUUUCGUCUGCCACCGGCGGCGGUGUUCCGUUGGAGUGAAAAUCCAAAAAUGGUUUGAGUCGGAGAGUUAAAGUGGCGCCACAGAGAAACAGACGUGAUGCAUGGAACAACAAAAUUCAGUUAAAAAUAUCGUCACGAAAACGUACCCAACUAACAAUCGCAAGCCGCAAACAAGCAUACAUGCUGAAUUGUUGCUGAUAGCUGAACUAAAAUUAUGCUGUACACAUUGCUGUUCAAAUGCUUUUUCAAUUGAAAAAGUAGUCAAUGUUCAACCUUUCGUAUCGGUAAUAAUUUUCAACUUUUGUCAAGCGUUUAAUAAGAUUUUGUUUCGACUAAUUCCUUCAAAAAAUAGUUUAACAAGACCUUUUUCUGCUUCUUGUUAGGCUCAUGUAAAAAUUAGCACAUGUAUCUGUAUAAUGUGUUUUUCACAAGUCAAAUGAGCGCUUUCGUUUCAUCAUACUUCAACUCAGAGUACAUGAUGAAAAACACGUGUUCAUAAUGAUCUGUGCUAAUUCACCACUGCUGAAUAAGAGUCGAAGUGUGAUCAUUUUAAACCUCGGGAUGUUUAUGUUUUAAUUUAAGCGCUUCAAUUCAUCAUCUUUAGGAUUGAACAGAUAGGCUGGCAAUCGUCGGGUCCUGAGUUCGAAUCUUGAUUUAGGUAUAUUUAUGUGUAGUUAUUAUUUCACAAUAGUUAUUCACAGCAUAUGUUCUUAUCAUAAAUUCUCGUGGAAAUUGUAAAAUUUUGUUUAAUAAUUUUUGCUAAAGCUGAAUAACAGCUUUACUAUACAGUUGUAAAACGCUUCAACAACAAACAGUUCACUAUGCUUUAUAGUUUCUUCAAAUUUGUGUGAACAAAACCCAAACAACUGUUGUGUCUGAAAAUUAUCCAAAUGUUAUGCAGCAUCAUGCUGAAUUAAUUCGUUGUAAAGAUGCUCGUAAAAUAAAUGAUUGUUAAUUGGGUAAUCGCUCAAUUUCAUGCUGUGCUUAGCCGUGCAACCACUAGAAGGCGGUAGUGAGCAAAGGUCAAGGAGCAAAAACGAUGUAAGCGCCGCGCGUGGCCAAUCGUCUAACUAGCAAAUAUUUGAAUUCAUGAUUUAAAAUGUGAUGUGUUGCGAGUAGAGUGGACGUAUGUUUAUCUGUGGUGGCGUCAAAUCUGGCAACUGCAUCAUACAACUUUCCAUCUUUAGAUUCUUAUUACUUUUUAAAUACUGUCCAGCAUUUGGAAUUUUAUCACGGGUUACUCAACUUGUGUCACACUCGGCAACUGUUACAAUUAUUUUUGUUAGAAUAUUAUCAUAGCUCUUGAUUUUUAUGGCACGAAGCCUGCAACAUCAUUAAAAAAAUUAAAUUAAAUGGUAUGUUUCGUUUCUAGAGCAAAAAAGCGGUAAAUAAUGAUAAAAAUGACAAAAUUUCAUAGUUCAGAGAGCAUCAGAAUCAGUUAUUCAUGCAACAAGUUGCAAAAUGAUGACUUUUCAGCACGAGUACAUUUAUUCAACGAGGCUUGCAAUAUUUCCUCCUGUAAUACAUCUACAAGUUUUUCUUGGGAUUCCUUCAGAAAGUUCUGCCUAGAUUUCUUAAGAAAUUCGUGCUGUUAUUCCUGCAGUACUAUCCCAAGGAAUUCCAACAGGAACAGCUGUAGAUAUUCUAUGACUGCUCCUAGAAUUACUCCGUUGAUUUGUCCAGGAAUUUAUGUAGGGAUUUCUUAAGGAUUAUUUCAGAAUUUCCUGUUAGGAUUCCUUCAGAAAUUCCUGCUGGGAAUCUUCCAGAAAUUCUACCGGGGACUCAUCCAAGGAUUUCUUUAAGCAAUUCUCUAUGGGUGCCUUCAGCUAUAUUUCCACAAAUUACUCAAACGAUUUAUCCAGGAAUUCCUCAGAGGAUUUCUCCAGAAUGUGUCUACAGAUUUCUCUAGAGGGCUUCUAUGGAUUUCACUGGUAUUCCUCUAGAGAUUUCAUCAGGAUUUCUUUUAGGUAAAGCCUGUAUCCGCAAUAAUCGGGACACAGAAAUAUGGCUGUAACUCUGCAAUAGAUACAUUAAAAUUGCUCAUAUUUUGCCUGAUAAUAUCUUAAGGUGUGUUCAUUUCACCUGCAAAAUUUCAUGUGAAUCGGUGAAGUACCUUUUGUUGUAGCAAUGAAACAAUAGAACGCGAGCAAUUGAAUUUUGUACAGCCCCUGGUUUAGCUUGUCAGCGCUGUAACUUUUGAAUUUAAUAAAGGAAAUGGCUGAAAUUUUGUACACAAACCUCUCAAUCUACUUUACUUGCAUAGGCAAAAUUUCAAAAAAAUCGAUGCACUAUCAACAAUUUUAUAGCCGAAACAUAUAUUGGGGCUCACCGUGAUUUUAGCCCUUCAGACAACAAUUAGUGAGCACCCAUUAUUGCUUCGAUUGUAUUGUUGAAAGUGCUACACCAAUAAUCAUCAAAUUUUGCAGGCAUAAAAUACACAUAAUCAACUACCUUCUGUGAAAAUUUCAUGAAAAUUGGCAGAGACAUUCAAAAGUUAUGCAUAGGCAAACAUCGCACAUAAAAAAACAUGGAACAUUUUCAUUAACACUAUCCCCUACCAGUAACUUUCAAUCCAAUUGAUGAAAUUUGGUGAAAUUUUGCAAGAAAGUGUCUCUAUAGGUAUCAUAACUGCUCACGAAGUUUCAUAAUUAUUCUCACAGAACAUUGAAUUGUAGCGGAAAAAAACAUCUAGCAUGCGAAUGAAAAUUGGUGAUAAUUGUACAAAAUCUUAAAAACCACGUAUGUUUGUUUCUCAUCCACAGUUAAAAGUAUCGCAUCGAUUUUUAUGAAAUUUUGCACAAAUAAUAAACAUACACCAAAGAGCUCUCAGGUAGCUUUUGGUCAAUUUUUAUUGAUUCAGUACAGAGUUACUGCCGUACUUGUGUGUCCCGAUUAUUGCGGAUACAGGCUUUAUUCUUACAAGGAUAUCUCUAGGCAUUGCAAAUUUGUCUUGUAAUUUCUUCCGUGAUUCCUGCAAAGAUUCUUCCAAAAAUUCCUGCUGGGAAUUCUUCUGCUAGAUUUUCUCAAUCCAAUUCCGCCAUGAAUCGUCCUUGAUAUUUCAGUUUUCAGUUAUUCCAUCCAGGAUGGAUUAUUUCAUCAAAGAAACUCCUCUAGAGAUUUCCACUGAAAUUACUUACGAAAUUCCUAUAGGAACUUCUGAACAGUUUCGUCCUGGAAUUUCUCGCGCAAUUUAACCAUAAAUUCUUCCAGGGAUUCCUUCAGAAAUUACACCUACACUUUUACCAAGGAUUUCUACGGUGGCUCCCCUUGGAAUUUUUAGAGGUUUCUCUAGAGUACCUUCCACUAGAUACCUCCAACGUGUUUUCCAGGGAUUCCUCUAUGAAUUUCCCCAGGGAUUCCUUUUGGAACAAUACUUACUGUUUUGUGGUACGCGUGCUUCUGCGUUUCUGGCGUAGCCUCUCCUAGUAUCAAGUGUUUGUCGUGGACAAUUCUAUAACGCUAGCUCGAAUGUCACUAGCCCGAAUGACACUAGCUCAAAUAGCUGCGAAACAUGUUGGAAGUUACUUUUCAAACCACUAAUAACCGACUUGUACAUAGCUCCACAUUCGAAAGAACAGCAGCAAAGAAGAAAAAAUCUUUGAUAUAAAAUUACCCGAUUGAUCAUUAGUUUGAAAUCAACAACAUUCAUAAGAAUAGUAUAUUUUCAAAGACGGAAUCGCAUAUCAUUCCCAUGUUCGCUGGAUUUACUUUGCAAAUGGGACAGAUAUGCGAUUCGCAGCAGUAAUAUUCAUAGCUUAUGUUAUAAGCAAACCAUUCAACUAGACAGCAAUACUGUACUUACUCUCCUAUCAGAGAUUUUCCUUCUUUUAUAAAUUGGCAGCUCUUUCUUAUUAUAACCAAACCAAUCAACAAGUCUUGCGGGUCCAGCGAUUGGUUCUACUUUCAAAUCAAAAAGCUCUUUGGCUGCACUCUGGCGUGAUUGCUUCCGAUUCUUUAAUUAGUCAAAUUAAGAGUGAAUCCAGUUUGACUUUCUAGCAUUAGCAUUAAGCGAGUUGCACAAAUUCGUAGAUGGUAGGGUAACCAAUAUAAUUUGGACCCCCAUAUAUUUUGGACCCCAUGUGUCCUUUGAUCACAACUUACACAGGUUUAAUGAUGAGAUGACGGAAAUUUUUAGGAUCAUUCGCUAAAUAAGAUCGCUCUGCACGGGCAGCAAUCAUUUCCUCACUGGAAAUAUCCUUAUUUGCCUUGAAAUUAUUUUUUGCCAAUUUCGUCAUCCGAGCGAGUGUCGCAUCAUGUUUACAAAAAGAGAUUGCGGUGCUGAGGAAACUUGCAGAUGUAAACAAAAACGUUUAUCAUUCUAGCGCAUUAAAUUCGCAAAGUUCGUCUUAUCAGCCUUUGUCAAUCAAGUUAUUAGGAUGUGAUCCAGCAUAUUCAAGCGGGAAAAUUCUUCCAAAAUAGUUUCAAACGACUUUAAACACCGGGGGUCCAAAAUAUAUACUGAAGAGGGUCCAAAAUAUAUUGGGGUGUCCAAAACAAUGAAAACAGAUGCUUCAAAAUCAGUUAUUUUCAUCAAAUGUUCAGCCAGAAAUGACCUUGUGGGUAUUUUUAACGGACAAUAGAGACUUUUACGAACAUACUAACAUCAUCAUUAUGUGUAAAUACCCUCUGAAUCUGUUUGUUUUUGAAUUAAAUUCAAACCAAUGUCCUCUAGGGGUCCAAAACUCAACCGUUACCCUACAGUCCUAGACCGCAGUUCUGAGGGUUGUCUCCUUCCCGUCCGAAACAAAACACAAAGAUUUGGGACUAAUCUCUGACUCUUAGAAAAGACUGACGCGACUACUAAGGAAUGGGAAAGGAUGGUUAGUUUUGGACACCAAUGAAAAAUGUAGACAACUCUACGAUCUCACAGGCCUAGGUGUCACGGGAAUUUGGGUGUUUGUUAGUGGAAGGGUAAAUUUCAAAGGAUACGCUUGGUCAACGUUCAGGCACACCAUUGUUAGACUGCUUCGAAUCAGUUGUCUGCCCAAUUCAUCCUAGUUUCCUCGUCAUCUUGAUGGCAUUUGGUUGAAUUACUAGAUUCUACGGUUGAUAAUCUGAAAUAUAAAAUAAUAUUAACAUCGUAUGUCAAAUAAGCUACAUAUUAGUGAUACGCUCGCCACAGUUACAUAUUUUUACAAUAUUAUUUAUAGCAUACAAUAAAUUCAUCUGAAUCCUGCAGAAAAAAAAAAUGUUAAUUAGCAGUACAUUGAAACAAAAAUACUACAAAACACGAAAAAGUGCAUCAAACUUUGAUCUUGGAAUAUUUAUAAAAACGGUAAAUAUCAAGAUCAAAAUUUGAUUUGGUAGAUCUUACACCGCAACGCACCAUUCUAAGGUGAUCUACCCACGUUACGGGGUAGUGAAUCCAGUUUGACUUUCUAUUCCAUAAAAUCUUGCUUAGUUGGUUAAAGCGCUGGACUAACAAUACGGAGUCAUAGGUUCGAAUCCCACCAAAAUAAGUGUUUUUUUUUAAUUUCUUAUUAUAUGAUAAUUAACCCUUCAGCACGCGCGCUGUUGUAAAAAGUACAACACUACCGAAAAACCUCGCACGUCGUAUACAGCGCGAGCGCGGUGCAGUUACGGUUGCUUUAUGGCGCGCAUCCUGAAAGGUUAAACGCAUUUUACCUUCAAAUGCCCCAAUUUUGUACGUUUAUUGAAUGUAUCAAAUCAUAAUAAAAACAGGUGUUUAUAAACAAACAAAUGAAGGAAAAAUGCGAUACGCUUAAUUUUGAUAGUAGCUGUAAGUCUAAAUCUAUGUCUACUAGGGCAGUUCAAACUUUAAACAUGUCAAAAAUUCAAAGCUCCCAUAUGUUCAUUACAAUCCUUGGUGCAAAACUAGAGCCCUGUCUAGAGCCCUGUCAAAUUUUCAGCCAUUUCGGUGGUGAUUUAAUGGUGGCCCAAAAGCAAAAUAGGUUUAUAUGGGAAUUACUAUGGAGAAUUUUCGAAAAAGGUUCUCCUCGUUGUAGAGCUUCACCACAUGGAUGAAGUCAUAGGGUCAAAGCCGUAUUGAAUUCUUCAGACCUCAAUGAUGAAUGUUGCUGAAGACCGCAACUCGUUUCGACUCACGAGACAGAAGUUAUUAAUCGAUAUUUGUUCAUGCAUGCAUGAACAGAAGACCACAGCUCGAUCGACAUGCUUGACACGCAAUCAUAGUAUGCGUGUUACCUUCUUGCACACCUUGAAGGGCAUCGUGUAUGAAGAUGCGCAUGCGAGUGAGAAUUUGUUUAAUACCCAACUAACAUUUUCAGCGCUAUAAGCUCCAGUAAUUUUCUUUCUGUUGUGUAACCAUCGAAUAAAAGCAGUCAACGCUGAAUAAACAGGAAGCUAAUCAAAUAUAAAUCAUAAGCUAAUACACGACUGCAAAACAAGCACCAUACAGCUACCAAACUCGGUUUUCAGAAAUCCAUCGCUUGUCACUGGGGUUGCCUUUACUCCACUCUAUUCCAACUCCGGGAGAUUUCCCGGAAGAUGUGAAAACUUGAGCACAUCGAAUAGGAGUCCCCACUAACAAAACAGCUGCUACUAUACAGUAAAUUCGUUAUACUGACAAACCCUAAAACCAGCAGCGCUUUGAAGGCCGUUAUGCGAUUUCACAGAAGCUGUAAUAAAGAAACUGUUGGCACACCAACACGGCUCGUCAAAUGUAAACAUUAUUGUCAAAACAAACUUAAAGCGGGAUAUAUAGCUGGUACACAAAUUCUUUACAGCUAUCCAUCUCUGUGCUGUGAAAUUAUUUGGGUUACUUUUAUUGCACUUUAAUUCAAUGCCGGAAGAUGUGCAAAUCGAGUAAGAGUCCCAGCCAAUACAACAGCUGCUUUUAUACAGUACGUUUUGUAAUGUUGCCAAAUACACACAACAGCAGCGCUUUGUAGCUGUUUAAAGAACACUCUUUCAGUUAGAAGCUGUGACGAAGAACCUGCUGGCGCAACCACACAGCUUGUUCAAUGUAAACAUUAUUGCGUUUGACGUUUCACAAGCUUUUGCAGCAAGAUAAAGUUGGGUAAGGUUUCUUGUGGCACAAUUAUGAAGCCUUGUCUGGAGUAAAACAAAACGGGCUAUUUUCUGUGCUAUUUAUAUAUAGCAGUGUGGCAGCGAGGACAUCAUCGGGACCAGUGGAUACGGAGAUCGGGAGUUCGAUUCCAAGUAACGGCAAGUACUUUAAUUAUUCAAUUUUAAAAGCGAGGAUUCCAGUUCCACAUGUAUUGCGUCACGGUAUCCACAACCUAACUAUAUUUAAUCGAUUAAUUUGGGGAUGCCGUAUAACUAUUAUUUAACAACUGUGAAAAGGCUGGAAAAGCGCCUUCUCAAGAUGUUAUUCAGUUAGUGGUUACAUAGGAAUCGAGAAAAGAGCUAUGACUUGGUGGCAUAGAAGCUGCUCGCACAGCAUGUACAAGUGGAUUAAGUUCGCCAGAUUCAUUGGUAUAGGGCUUGCAUAGAAGCUUCCGUCCAUAUAUGCAACACAGUAACUCAGCAUCAAGCCGUAUUGAGAACGCUUUGAUGACGUUUACUUUCACAAUAAAUGUUAGUUGGGUAACUUUUUACCCGAUUGUCGAAAUGAGUUCCGGUCUUCGGCAAUAUUCAUCAUUGAAAUCUGAAGAAUUCAAUUCGGCUAUGACCCUAUGACUUCAUCCAUGUGGUAAUGCUGUACAACGAGGAGAACCUUUUUCUAAAAUUCUCCAUAGUAAUUCCCAUAUAAACCUAUUUUGCUUUUGGGCCACCAUUAAACCACCACCGAAAUGGCUGAAAAUUUGACAAGACUCUAGUUUUGCACCAAGGAAUGUAAUGAACAUAUGGGAGCUUUGAAUUUUUGACAUGUUUAAAGUCUGAACUGCCCUAAUGUCUACUCGUGACGACCAUAUACUUCGUUUCUCUUUCAAAAAUGUACUAAUUACAUAUUAUCUUACUCUCUUCCACAGGUCCGAAAAACAACCGGUGCCGACUCAAACUCCUACUUCGCCAUGAAA